This is a messenger RNA of Cucurbita maxima (winter squash), 1177 nucleotides long. RefSeq names its product myb-related protein 306-like. Lineage: Eukaryota; Viridiplantae; Streptophyta; Magnoliopsida; Cucurbitales; Cucurbitaceae. The record is from RefSeq and is a predicted model, not a curated record. Bases 311 to 1063 code for a protein of 250 amino acids. Gene Ontology annotation, biological process: response to auxin. The transcript is spliced from 2 exons.
GCUGAAAUGAAGAGCUCAGAGCUGCAGAUGAUAGAGAGAAGCGACCUAAGUUCAUGUCGACAAGGACAGUUGACAAUGGAAGUCAUAUGAUAUUAGGGUUAUUAAAGGAACAAACAGUGAAACAGGUGGCUUCACUCGGCACCGUAUCUUGCCCCAUACCACACACCAUUCCCAUCCGUAUAAUUCAAUUCCGCCGACCUCUUCCCAAGCGCUGCCUCUCUAUUUCCACCCUUUCUUUCUUCAUUCCUCUCUCUAUAUAUACUUAGCUUAGCCGACGUCCAAUUUCCAAGCAAAACAAGAAACAAAGCCAAUGGGAAGGCCACCCUGCUGCCAAACAAUCAGUGUCAAAAAGGGCCCUUGGACUCCCGAGGAAGAUAUCAUCUUGGUUUCUUACAUUCAUCAACAUGGCCCUGGAAAUUGGAGAUCCGUUCCCAAUAACACAGGGUUGUUGAGAUGUAGCAAGAGUUGUAGAUUGCGGUGGACGAAUUAUUUACGGCCCGGGAUCAAACGCGGGCAGUUCAGUGAUCAUGAGGAGAAGAUGAUUAUCCAUCUCCAAGCCCUGUUAGGCAACAGAUGGGCAGCCAUAGCCUCGUAUCUCCCACGAAGAACAGAUAACGAUAUCAAGAAUUAUUGGAAUACCCAUUUGAAAAAGAAGCUGAAAGUGUAUGAAAAUGGGUUGUCAAAGGGUCAAUGGGAAAGAAGGGUUCAAACAGACAUUCAAACGGCCAAACAAGCAUUGACAGAAGCUAUAUCGCUUACAAAACAAACUCAUAAUUCUGAAUCCAAUACCUCUUCUUGUUCUUCAUACGCAUUAAGUGCUGAAAACAUUGCCCGAUUGCUCAAAAAUUGGACAAAAAAUUCAACGAGAACCAACUCAGAAUCAACAACCACCCAGAAUUGUGUGUCGGUGGACGAAAGUUCCAAGCUUGAAACUGAUCUUGAAAGCGUGGGGGGACUGCCACUCACUUUGCUGGAGACAUGGCUGUUUGAUGAUGGUGCGCCUCAAAAUCAUCAACAUCUUAUCAACUUCUCAUUGCAAGACGGUCACCAAGGGUUGUUCUAAUCUAUAAUCCUCCAAGUUCUUGCUUUCCCUCUACAUUUUUAGUUUAUAUUACCAAAAUUCACCAAUUGUAAAUCUACCAACAAACCAUUUACCUUCAAUAUUAUUUCGCUGAAA